AUGAAUUCCGAAACCCCAGGCAAACAUCUUCCCUCCCUGGCCCCAGGGCCCCGCGGCCCUGUUGCAACUGGUUCAACCACAUUGGCUAAGUCGAGGAAGAACUCGACCGCAUGUUUGCCAUGCAAGCAGGCAAAGCGAAAGUGCAGCGGACGCCCGCCACCUUGCAAAGCAUGCCAAAACACCGGGGGAUGCAUAUUCGAUGAGACGCUCGACCUUAGGCGGAAGGUCGCUGCGAGGCGCACCCAAGGGGAGCUAGAGUACUACCGAGGCCUGCUAUACUCGCUUCUCGAGACGCUUCGAUCCUCAGACGAAGAAAAAGCGCGGCAGAUGUUGGAAAAGAUCCGUGGGAAUGCUCAAUUGAAUGACCUCGUCACUGUUAUUGACGCAUCAGUCACUGACUUCAGUGAUGCAAGUUCAGAGCACUCUAAAAGCGUCGGACCCGCGGAAGAUAUCCCAUCACAGCACGAGCGCCCAGUCGUCGAUGCCCACUUGCGGAUAACAGUGGAGAAGCUAUGUGAUAGUCCCUUGUUUCAAGUACCUUCCGGACCUUGGACAGCUGUGACUAAGGAUGACCAUAUCGUUUCGCACCUAAUAUCGCUAUACUUCACUUGGGACCAUCCAUUAUUGCAGGUCUUGGAUCAAGAGAUGUUCCUGGAACAUAUGUCUACCAAAGAAACCGACCCGAAUUGCUGCACCUCGCUGCUUGUUAAUAGUAUAUUAGCGGUGGCAAGUAUAUAUUCCGACUUUCCAGAGGUUUUCGCUAUACCUGACGAUGAGACGUCACGGGGAGAGCAUUUUUAUGCGGAAGCAGAGCGAUUGUGGAACGCGGAGGAAGGCCGCGCUUCUCUGGCCAAUAUUCAAGCUGUGGCCCUAAUGAGUCGUUUUUUGAAAUUCCGAGGUAAAGACGAUUUGAGCUGGCUGAUGCUCAGGCAAGCUGUACAGCUCGCACAGGACUUCGGCAUGUUCGCGUCUCCGAGGACGAGACACCGCCAGUGGGAGAAGAUGUCUCUUAGACUGCAGCAUGCCUGUGCAAUCACUGCUUGGGGUCUCUUUAUCUUGAACUCGCAAAUGUCCUUGCAUAGUCGCAAGAUUGCAGAGUUGAAGCCACCGAAAUACAAGCCUUAUCCCCAAACUGCACUCGAUGAUAAAAUCAUGUGGACACCGUAUCCUCGCUUCAAUGAAGUCGACCACAUUAAAAAACCGGCAUAUCUACGAUUUGUCAUGACCAAAUUGAUCGAUUUGACCGAAAUUGUCGCGGACAUACCGGAUCUGCUGUUCGACAAAGGGAUUGACAUGGCAAUUGGCGAAUUGUGGAUAGCGGCAAAUAAGAAAUGCGUUCGCUUGCAACGAUGGCUUGACAGUCUUCCGAACGACAUCGAAAACGACGAUGAGAAACCGCCACAGAUCUUAUACCUGUAG
Molecule: messenger RNA, 1419 nt
Organism: Aspergillus niger
Lineage: Eukaryota; Fungi; Ascomycota; Eurotiomycetes; Eurotiales; Aspergillaceae
Exons: 5
Coding region: 1-1419 (472 amino acids)
Biological process (GO): DNA-templated transcription; regulation of DNA-templated transcription
Molecular function (GO): DNA-binding transcription factor activity, RNA polymerase II-specific; DNA binding; zinc ion binding
Source: RefSeq, a predicted model, not a curated record